ACUACUUGUCAACUCGUGGAAGCUUUUAGAGGAUUUGUAUAAUUUGUUGGUCGCCGACACUCUCUUCACACCAGACAUUCCUUUUCCUUUAUAGAUCUGAGUUGCAAGUCAUGGAGCACCUUGUUUCAAGCUGGUGCAAUGGUCGAUCCUUGCCAGAAUCAUAUAUACUCCCACCGGAAAAAAGACCAGGGAAGCUCACUGUUCCUCUAGCCAACAAUAUUCCAGUGAUUGAUCUUAGGGGUCAUGAUCAAACAGAUUUAAUUCAACAAAUUCUGGAAGCUUGCCAAGAGUUUGGAUUUUUUCAGGUGAUCAACCAUGGAGUCCCUAGCAACUUAAUGGAUGAGGCCAUGAGUGUUUUUAAGGAGUUUCAUGCAUUAUCUGCCAAGGACAAGGCAAUCGAAACUUCAAAGGACCCCAGUAAGAGCUGCCACAUCUACACAAGCAGUCCAAAUUAUGCAACUGAAAAGUUUCACUUCUGGAGGGAUGGAUUGGUGCAUCAUUGUAAUCCUCUAGAGAAAUACAUCCAAUUUUGGCCUGAAAAACCACCUAGAUAUCGAGAAGUUGUUGGGCCAUAUACAGCUGAAGUAAGCAAGUUGGGCUUUAGAAUUUUGGAGUUCAUUUCCCAAGGCUUGGGAAUCAGCCUUGGUGGACUUGGUGGAAAUCAAGCACUGGUGGUCAAUCACUAUCCGCCAUGCCCAGACCCAAGCUUAACCUUGGGCUUGGGCAAACAUAUGGACCCAGUUUUCAUUAAUAUUCUUCUUCAAAGUGAUGUAUACGGGCUUCAAGUCUUCAAGGAUGAGGAAUGGAUUGGUGUAGAACCCAUUCCUAACGCUUUUGUGGUUAACGUUGGUUAUCCGUUGCAGAUUAUCAGUAACGGGAAGCUGAAAGGUGCUGAACAUCGAGUGGUGACAAAUUCAAAUGUAGCUCGAACAACUGCUUCCUACUUUAUUAAUCCAUCAAAUGAAACACUUAUAGAACCAGCAAAAAGUUUGGUUGACGCAAGCUACCCAGCGCUUUAUAAGUCCUUGCUAUACAAAGACUUUCUUAUCAAAUACAUAGCUGCUUCUACUGACAGUAAAGCAUUAGAGGAGGCUUUACGUGCUACUGUAUGAUUUCCUGUGAGAUAAAAGCUAUUGUACUUCAUGAAUAAAUGUAUGGCCAUUGAUAUCAAACAAGCAAACAUUAGUUGGUUAACAUCAAACUAGCAAACUGCAAAACCCUAAAGUUAGGUCGAUCAUAAUGAUAAAUGUCACAUCCAACUCUCGUUUGGAAUUGGUUUGUACUACAUUGCACUAAUAAUAUGAUGAGCUCUGUUAAUGGGUGCUUUUAGAGAA
Messenger RNA from Quercus lobata, 1334 nucleotides. RefSeq names its product hyoscyamine 6-dioxygenase-like. The coding region runs from base 111 to 1112 and encodes 333 amino acids. The transcript has 4 exons. The record is from RefSeq and is a predicted model, not a curated record. Lineage: Eukaryota; Viridiplantae; Streptophyta; Magnoliopsida; Fagales; Fagaceae.